CAGCUUUAUGAUCCUGGUGAUCUUUGCUGGUGCCGGAGCAGGCCUUAUCCUGUUGACUAUUUCUGCCAUCGACAUGAAUUACGCCCGAGAAGCCUAUGAUUCCUAUGAUCCCUAUGAUUCCUUUGAUGACUUUUUCACCACUCUGGCUCCACCUUCACGAGAUGUUCGUAGGGAGGUGAAGGCUCUGGCCACCUGUAUGCUGGCCCUGUCUAUUGUGGAGGGGAUUAUUGCCUGUAUUUCCUUUGGAAUCACCUGCCAUGGCCUGUGUUGUAGGAGCACCCAGGGAACCGUCAUAACAACCGUCCCAGCUGUCGCAGCGGUCCAAACGCAGCCAUCAGUGACUGUCACCAGAACUGUCACAACUUCUCCAUGCCCACAGUAUGGUUACGAUCAAGGAAUGAUCCACCAAGCUCCUACUGGAUAUGGACAACCACCCCCGGCUUACUCUGCUGGUCCUCCUCAGCCUCCUGCCUACACAAAUGUUGUGUAAUAUCUCUACUGGACUCCCUCAGACCCCUGCUUACACAUACCAACACUGGGUUAUAUAUCAUGGAGCAGUCCUGGUUUUUACACUGUUGUUGUAUAUAUUUUCCAACUCUUUUUGAUGAAAUGACACAUAAAAGGAAGGAAUCUUUGAAGUUUGAAGAGACUGUGGCGGAGAGUUUGUCAGCUGGUUCCACAGAUGCAGCAAUAUAUUUUAGUAUUUGUACACGAGACUGUAACUUUGGCAUUCACCCUCUCUCCAAGCCUCUGUCAAAUCAAGCUGUUUGAUAGCUUAGUUUCCGUUUCAUAAAUACAAAGUUAAUGAACAUAACUUAUAAUAUAGUUAGGCCAGACAAAAUUAAUCACAAGGAGCUGCCACUCUCUGAAAAUAAGUUUUUUAGUAGAUUAAAUAUACCAAAUGCAUUUUUUCAUUUUAAGAAAAAGGGGAAACUGAUUUCUUCAAAAUGAGGAUUGGCCACACUCGUUAACCAACUAAACAACUUUGCCUGGUCUUAGUAAUAGAUUCUUGCUGAUAUCUGACCUAAAUAUCAACCAGUGUUGACAUUUAUUGAUGACAGACUUUAAGACAUGUUCCAUACAACUUGUUUACUAAUUUGGGUAUUAUGAAUGAUUCAAAUAAUUUUUCUAUUUUGGGUACGGGACAGUUGUAUCUCCAGGAACUUGAGUAGAUGUCCUAAUUUUUUCGCUAAGAUAUACAAUUUACAUUCCAGAAAUUCUUGUUCCAUUUAUAUAAUUUUCUAUUUUUGAAAUUGUUAAAUGAUACAAUAAUACACAUACUGUAAGAAUUCACUUUUUUGUAUUAGUUCAAAAAUGCUAGAUUAUAAAGUUGAAUUAUAUAUUGUUGUCACAGACAUGUUGUUUCAUUGUGUGAUCAACCUUUCUAAAAGGAGAAGUCUAACUGCCAUGAUCAUUACGUAAACUGCAUAAUUAUGUGAUUUUCUGUUUUUUAUUUUUGUUGGCAUGCUCCAUUUUUUGCAGUGUUAUUGCUUUGUUUGGUUUUUGACGUGUUUUUUAUUUGUAGUUAGUGAAAUGUCACUAACUUUAAAAUAAUCUGAUUUUAAACCUCAGCAUUUACCAUUUAGUGCUUCAGUAGGUAUUAUACCAUGUCAGUGUUUUCCUGUUUUAUUUUUAUUUUUUCGAAGAGAUUACAAGUUGCUUGAUAUAUUCGUUUUGCUAUAUUUGCAAUCGUUGGUACAUUCACUUACUAGUAGAAUAAUUCUGCUUGACAUGCAUAUUGCACAUAUUAAUUUUUUAACAAUAUUCAGAUUUUGUGAAUUAGUUCUUUCUGUAACGAUAUAUAUACAUAUUAAUGUAUCCCAGACAACUGUUAUUGUUUGUGUACAGGGUUUUGUGCAGGGCCGGGGGGUGGGGUGGGGGGGCUGUUCAAUAUUAUUUUAAAGAGGGGAUACAUGGCUACAAUAUCCUCUCCCUGUAUGAUAGAUCUGUCAUUGUUUUGUGAUGUUUAUCCCAGAUGUGAGAUUUAUAAUCUGUAUUUAACCGUAGCAUUUUUAUUUUUACAGUAAGUGGGUUAUUGUUGCAAUAAUAUAUAUAUAUAUGUUUAGGAAGUUGGGCCAU
This is a messenger RNA of Lingula anatina, 2079 nucleotides long. RefSeq lists its product as uncharacterized. Gene Ontology annotation, cellular component: membrane. Lineage: Eukaryota; Metazoa; Brachiopoda; Lingulata; Lingulida; Lingulidae. The record is from RefSeq and is a predicted model, not a curated record.